Pterocles gutturalis (yellow-throated sandgrouse) is the source of this 618-nucleotide messenger RNA. RefSeq names its product E3 ubiquitin-protein ligase RNF115-like. The record is from RefSeq and is a predicted model, not a curated record. The annotation marks the transcript as partial. The transcript is spliced from 7 exons. NCBI's taxonomy places the organism in Eukaryota, Metazoa, Chordata, Aves, Pterocliformes, Pteroclidae.
AUGAACGGCGCGGGGAUGCUGAACCAGAGCCGAGGUCGGGAUCCUCUGGCCGACGCGUGGAAAGUCAUCAGGCAGCAAAAUUCCGCGUUGAUAAACUGCCUCAAGGAGCAGAGAGCCGCGGAGAAGCUCCGAGGACGCAUCCUGGCUCCUGAGUACACCUGCCCGCGGUGCGAGUCCGGCUUCAUCGAAGAGGUCACAGAUGAUUCCAGUUUCCUCGAUGGCAGCGGCAUAGACGACAGCCCGUCCACACAGUUUGCAGAGCUUUGGGACCAUUUGGACCACACGAUGUUCUUCCCGGAUUUCCGACCCUUCCUGAGUAGCAGCUCACUGGAUCAGGACAGCAGGGACAACGAGAGGGGCCACCAAGCCCACGCCGACCUCUGGGGACCAAGCCGACCCCCGCGAUUGCCCAUGACACGGAGGUACCGAUCCCGGGGCAGCUCGCGCCCCGACAGAUCUCCUGCUAUCGAGGGAAUCAUACAGCAAAUCUUUGCAGGGUUUUUUGCAAACUCAGCGAUUCCUGGCUCCCAGCACCCUUUUUCCUGGAGCGGGAUGCUGCACUCGAAUCCCGGGGACUACGCGUGGGGACAGAGCGGCCUUGAUGCCAUUGUCACCCAG